Microbotryum saponariae is the source of this 1479-nucleotide messenger RNA. NCBI's taxonomy places the organism in Eukaryota, Fungi, Basidiomycota, Microbotryomycetes, Microbotryales, Microbotryaceae. The record is from the annotation of a GenBank genome assembly.
AUGUCUCGCAUCCAGGCCAAGCGACUGCAAAAGGUACAUCGCCAUCCUUCACCUCAUCCGUGAGUACAAUGGCUGACAUUCGCUCCACCUCUUUCUGCCUCGUCGCAGGAGAUCACCGAGGUAGGUGCACAACGUCCCGGCGGAGGACCUGGUCAAGCACGUGGGCGUCUAUGAAUGCUCAUAAAAUACUGCCUUUCUGCAACCAAGAUACGAACGUCAGGUCCACCAGCAGGUAAGGGCUGUCUCAGUCGCGAGUCGAGCCAACGAGGUGGGUAUAUGCAGCUGAGCAUGCUGGGACCCCCACCUCUCGUUGGGAUUUCCUCGCUCUGGCGCAGGCUGCGAGCUAUUACAAGCCGAGGAUCUCGCAGAGUGGAUAUUCAGCAUUCAAGUCUUGGGUGAUGGAACCGUAUAUCAAGGAGGUGAGUCAAACGUCCUUCUCGUUUGGCGCAUGGCUUCUGACUGAGUAUCUUCGCAACCCCCACACUGGUGCAGAGAAAUUCGCAUUGGUCGGUACCAUCCCACCAUGACCGCAAGCAGGCAGAACCUCACACAACCUCACACAUAAACUCACACAACCCACGUUAUGUAUUACUCAGAGGUUUCGGUUCGGUUCGGCCUAUCCCAUCGAUGUCAGUGUGACUUGGAGUCCAUCUCCGCAAAAGCCCCGAGAUCCUAACCCACCUGCGCUUCCUGCUCUUACUCUGAUGCAGAGUCCUGAAGGUGUGUGGAAUCGCUUUACGAAUAGCACGAAGCUCCGGAUACUUGCGGCGAUUGCUCUUGCAGUUGCCUCCGCUCUGGAGUCGCACGUUGUGUUGACGGCUGACUCUAGGUCGCCACUCACCACCGCAGUCACAUUUCUUGUCUCGGAUGGAUGGACCGCACCGUGUCAUCCACACGUUUAUUCAAAUGGGCACAUAUGUGCUAGUGUUUUAGUAUGUCGAUUCCUUCUGUUCACCCGAGUAUGUCCAUCUCGAUCGCGGUUGCCCGGCCUCACUGACGAGUUUUCGUAAACCCGUUUCUCCUCCUCUUCGCUGUACCGCACCAUUUUAGGGAUCGGGAUGGUCGCCCGUGCUCAAUGUGCAGGCACUUCUGUUGACACUACAGUCAAUGCUGGCAUCGUGCAAGCAAAAGGAACGUCCUUCCGACAACGGUGAGUGCUCGGAUAUUUCGAGAAUUCGCUUGACCGCAAGCUGAUCAGGACGUCGUACAUCAUUGUCGAAACUGUGCAAAUUCAACGUGUCCGAUAUGUACAUCGACAUAACCUAGAUCGCUACGUAAGUACCAUAGGCAGAAAUCAUCAUCGGUGUGAGCCGCGCUGGCGAUCGACGAGCCCGCUCUCUGGAGCCUCGGACAAACUCGGUCCAAACCGCUGACGAAUUUGCUCGGGAAUCUCCUCGACCAACAACUCGCGCACAGGUUCGGAACGCCCCCAAGUCGCCUAAAGACGCUCGCUUCGCCUAUCACGACGAUACAGUAUGA